AUGAAAGUCAAAGGAAUUAUAUCAGUUUUGUUGGUUUUAAUUUCUUCCCUGCUAUAUGCUGAUAUUGUCUCUUACAUUGCCGCACAGCAGUCGUAUUUGGAAAAUUGGUUUAUAAAUGCAAAUAUAAUAGUGUUGAGAAAUCAAAGUUUGAUUAAAUGUUCGUUACAGUGCGGUGUUAUGGAUGAAUGCGUGUCUAUUUCCUACCACAAAGGAUCAAAGGAGUGUAAAGGGGUUACCAUUGGCUACAUAGUCCAUCCUACCUCACUAGGAUAUAUCAGUGUUGGAUUGAGUUAUUAUCUUGUGCUUGAUGAAAGAUGCCCGCAUAUUACUGGUUACGUUUUUAAUAAAGCAUUCAACAGUUGCUAUAAAGUCCAUUUAUAUGACAAUACCUUGAGGUACGAUAAUUACAGCCAAAUAUGUGAAUCAGAAGGUGGAGAACUCAUGAAAAUUUAUUCAGAUGAAAAACAACAACACAUUGUCACAUUUCUAGACCAGUUUGAUAUUUCCCAUUGGAUAUACUUCCAGGGAACCCAUCUCCUGUCAGAGCCAACAUGGCGAUAUGAUGAUGGUUCUGUUAUAUCAUAUUUCAACUGGUAUUCAUCACAACCAGAUUCAACAACCUCAGAUACAUCAGAAUUUUUGUGCAUGAGUAAGUCAGACCAAUAUCAAUGGCAUGACUGUUGGAAAUCAAUGAAAGGCGCAUUUAUAUGUGAAAUACAAAUAAUGUAAA
Messenger RNA from Mytilus californianus (California mussel), 730 nucleotides. Its product is annotated as versican core protein-like. The record is from RefSeq and is a predicted model, not a curated record. The transcript is spliced from 3 exons. Lineage: Eukaryota; Metazoa; Mollusca; Bivalvia; Mytilida; Mytilidae. Bases 1 to 729 code for a protein of 242 amino acids.